Erigeron canadensis is the source of this 1617-nucleotide messenger RNA. Its product is annotated as benzyl alcohol O-benzoyltransferase-like. The record is from RefSeq and is a predicted model, not a curated record. Gene Ontology annotation, molecular function: acyltransferase activity, transferring groups other than amino-acyl groups. Bases 54 to 1439 code for a protein of 461 amino acids. Lineage: Eukaryota; Viridiplantae; Streptophyta; Magnoliopsida; Asterales; Asteraceae. The transcript has 2 exons.
UAUAGCUUAAGCACCAACCAAAACACAAACACAUAAACAUAGAACACACAACCAUGUCACAAGUCGAUACUCCCUUGACAUUUACCGUCCGAAGACAUCCACCAGAACUCAUUGUUCCAGCCAAACCAACCCCUAGAGAACUAAAGCCUCUAUCCGAUAUCGAUGAUCAAGAAGGUCUUCGGUUUUUGAUCCCAGUUAUCCAAUUUUAUCGUGCGGAUCCAAAAAUGGGAAAUAAGAAUCCCGCGAGUGUGAUCAGGGAGGCUCUAGCUAAGGUGCUAGUGUUCUACUAUCCGUUUGCUGGCCGCCUUAAAGAAGGUGCGGCCAGGAAACUGAUGGUAGACUGUGGUGGUCAGGGUGUGUUGUUUGUUGAGGCUGAAGCUGAAGUCACCUUGAAACAAUUUGGUGAGGCGCUUCAACCUCCGUUUCCUUGUUUGGAAGAACUUCUUUAUGAUGUUCCUGGAUCCGGUGGUGUACUAGAUUCACCAUUGCUUCUAAUUCAGGUGACACGAUUGUUAUGUGGAGGUUUUAUCUUCGCUCUACGACUGAAUCAUACCAUGAGCGAUGCACCAGGACUAGUUCAAUUCAUGGUUGCGCUCGGCGAAAUGGCGCAAGGUGCAUCGGCACCAUCAACAUUGCCAGUGUGGCAAAGGGAGUUGCUUUUUGCAAGGGACCCACCACGCGUGACAUGUACUCAUCGUGAGUAUGAAGAAGUGGAAGACACAAAAGGUACAAUAAUUCCACUAGAUGACAUGGCCCAUAGAUCAUUUUUUUUCGGGCCAAAUGAGGUGUUAGCCUUGCGGAGAUUCUUGCCAAAACACUUAAAAAAGUGUUCCACCUUUGAGGUGCUAACAGCUUGCCUUUGGCGUUGUCGUACCAUUGCUCUUAAACCCGACCCUGAAGAGGAAAUGCGGAUUAUUUGUAUUGUCAACGCUCGCGCCAAGUUCAAUCCUCCUCUGCCCGAAGGCUAUUAUGGAAAUGGUUUUGCUUUUCCUGUUGCCAUUUCCACAGCCGGUGAUUUAUGUACAAAACCAUUAGCACACGCUUUAGAACACGUGAUGAAGGCUAAAUCGGAUGUCAACGAGGAGUACAUGAGAUCAAUAGCUGACCUUAUGGUAACCAAAGGCAGGCCUCAUUUCACUGUGGUUCGAGCCUACCUUGUUUCAGAUGUGACUCAUGCUGGAUUUGAUGUGGUUGAUUUUGGUUGGGGGAAAGCGGCGUAUGGAGGGCCCGCGAAAGGGGGAGUAGGUGCUAUCCCGGGUGUUGCUAGUUUUUAUAUACCUUUUACAAACCAUAAGGGCGAGACUGGAAUCGUGAUACCUGUAUGUUUGCCGAGUUUCGCGAUGGAGACGUUUGUGAAAGAGCUAGAUAGCAUGUUGGCACAAGACAAUAGCCAUCAAGUACUCCAAGAACACAACUCACAUGUUCUUUCCCGACUAUAAAAGAAUUUCACUUUUUUGAUUAUGUAUGUGUCUUCAUAAUUUGCCUUUUAAGAUAGAUUUUUGUUCCAUAAAAUGUUUGAAAUCGUAUCUGUAUGUAUAAAUAUGUGGCUGUACUACUCGAUAUUCUAUUGUAUAAUGUGAUUUUUUUUUUCUCUAUAAAGGUUAUCUUGUUUAAUUA